Messenger RNA from Lactuca sativa (garden lettuce), 1949 nucleotides. The record is from RefSeq and is a predicted model, not a curated record. Lineage: Eukaryota; Viridiplantae; Streptophyta; Magnoliopsida; Asterales; Asteraceae.
CUUCCGACUCAGUUAUCUCAAAAGGCUAUCUUUGGAAGAAAUACUCACACAAUCUUGGUGAAGAUUUCCCUUUCUUUUAUUGAAGAAUCUUUACCACGUCUCUUUUCGCGUUCAUUUUGUUUGCCACUGGGGCUUGAGGAGCCAAACAGGAGUAGGAACAAGCUUCUUCUGACUUGUUCUUUAAUUAUAACAUUUGUGAUUCCCCCUGAAUUGCCAAUGGAGUUGUCAAUAGCUGUUAAUACCUCAUUGAUUGCACUAGCAAGACAUGGUAUAUUUUGUACAAAGCCUUUUUCGUAUACCAUUUGCUCGGAAGUUGAUAUAUGUUGUUUUGACAAGACGGGAACAUUGACAUCUGAUGACAUGGUAUUUACAAUUCUGCCAUUCAUGGUAAAAAAUUUGUUUCCAGUCUCCCAUUUUUUUUUGCAUUUUUUUUUUCAGGAAUUCUCUGGAGUUGGUGGACUGAGUGCCGAUUUAGAUCUGGAAACAGACACUAAAAAAAUCCGAACUCGAACUUUGGAAAUUCUUCUUUUUGUGCACAACAAACUGGUUGGUGAUCCUCUUGAGAAGGUUGCAAUCAAAGGGAUAGAAUGGAGCUAUCAAUCUGAUGAGAAAGCCAUGCCUAAGAAUGGUUCAAAUAGUUCAAAGGCAUCACUUUGCAUCCCACUUGAAAAGAAUGACAGUUGUUAUUCGUACAGAAGAGCAGUUUUAUGCGUUUGUGAAGGGUGCACCAGAGACCAUUCAAGAAAGAUUAAAUGAUAUACCGUCGUUUUAUAUAAACACCUACAAGAGGUACACACAACAUAUAAACCCCUUCCUGAUAUGACUGUAAGUGAAGCUAGAAACUUGGACAGGGAAGUAGUGGAAAUCAGGCUCACUUUUGCUGGUUUUGUGGUAUUUAAUUGCCCUAUCAAAGCAGAUUCUGCUAAUGUCUUGGCUGAAUUGAAAAAAUCAUCACAUGACUUGGUAAGUAUCACCGAGUGAAAAUUGUUUGUUAGAAUGCAAGGGUAAAAUGGUCAUUUACUCUCACUCUGAUGAUUUUAUUCAGUCUAGAAAAGAAACAAGCAUUUUGUAUGCAACACUUUUGUCUACAGGACUUAAUGGAGAAAAAAAAAGAAACAAACUCUUAGUUUCUUUUAUUUAAUUUUCCAAUUUCAUAUUAGAGUUUUAAUCUCAAAACUAGCUUUGAUUCUUGUUCCAACAAAGAACAAGGAAAGAUAUGAGUCGGUUUCACCAGAUGAAACUGAAGUUGUGAGCUAUAGGUAACAAGAAAUACCAAUGUACUCUCAUUCAUUUGCUUCUUAUAGCAUCCUACUUUUUUUUUCAAAGAUCAUGACCUCUGUAUUGGAGGUGACUGCUUUGAAAUGUUGUUGCAGACUUCUGUUGUUGUUAAAGUGAUUCCAUAUGUGGAGGUUGUGAAGCUUUUUUAUUUUUACUAAAUUACAACUUUGGUCCCUGUGGUUUACUGUAUUUUUCGGUUUUGGUCUAGGUUCUGUUUUUUGUAUCAGUUUGUUGCCAAUAUAGAUCAUGGUUGUUUGAUUCAACUCUCAGUUUAGCUUUUUCAAAAUGACCACUUUGCCCUUGGACCAAACCUGGAAAAUAGUUUGAUACAGGGAACAAAUUUGUAAAAUUUUAAACUUUUUAUUUGAAGCCAUUUAGCUAAAAAAAUCAACUUCAGAUAUCAGGUAUUUGCCAGGGUGGCUCCAGAGCAAAGAGAGUUAAUAAUGACAACUUUUAAAUCAUCCGGGAGAGUAACUUGGAAGUGUGGUGAUGACACUAAUGAUGUUGGAGCUUUGAAACAGGUAAUGCAAGAAAUAGCAAUUUACUUUCAUAGUUUUGUUUUUGGAUGUUUUUUAAAUGAUACUUUGGUAAACUUUUAUAGUUUUGGUAUUGUAAUGUUUGGUUGUAUCAUUAUUUGAUGUUUUCAGUAUAAUAAUUUGAUGAUUGUAGUA